UUUGAGACUAGGCUACCCCGGAAGUUAGAUUUUCGUGACUUCGGAGAUGUGAAAAUGAAUCAAUCCAUUUACACCUUUUGAACUUUAAUUUAGCUACUCCCAUUAACCAUGGAAGAACCAAAGAUAGGUGAGGUCGACGAUCUUACAGUUCUCGCUAAGUUAGAUGAAAAAAUAUUGCUCAACGAACUGCGAGUGCGUUAUGAGAAUGACCGAAUUUAUACAUAUGUUGGAGAUAUCCUUGUUGCCAUUAAUCCAUUCAAGAAGCUUAACCUCUAUGACAAACAGUAUUGUACCAAAUAUAAGCUGAGCAAGAAGGGGUCACUCCCCCCACACAUCUUUGCAGUAGCAGAUGCCACCUACCAGAAUAUGCUGGGAUAUGGGGGGUCACUCCCACGCAACCAAUGUAUCCUCAUCAGUGGUGAGAGUGGAGCAGGUAAAACUGAGAGCACAAAGCUGUUGAUCAAACAAUUGAUAGAGUUGUGCAAAGGAAACACACAGUUAGAACAACAGAUAUUACAGGUCAACCCCCUGCUAGAGGCAUUUGGCAAUGCACAGACCCUCAUGAAUGACAACUCCAGUCGCUUUGGAAAAUAUAUUCAACUCAAAUUCAAAAAUGGGACUGUAACGGGAGCUAAGAUAUCAGAGUACCUCCUUGAGAAGUCACGUGUUGUACAACAGAAUAAAGGAGAGGAAAAUUUCCAUAUAUUCUAUUACAUGUUUGCUGGCCUCUCUCCAGAACAAAAGACUAACUUUGGCUUAGACUCUAACAAUGUUCACAGAUAUGUGACAACAGCUCAGUCGAGUGUGAAGGCCAAAUUAGCCAGCUAUCAACAGGACUAUGAAGAACUUGUAAAUGCAAUGGACAUGGUUGGAUUCCUUGAAGAGGAACAGGAGAAUAUGUUCCGAAUUCUAUGUGGAGUUCUCAACACAGGAGAUAUCACAUUCCAACAACAGGAUGAGGACAUUAUUAACACAAACAAUAAAGCACUUUCACUAACUGCUGAAUGCCUAGGCCUAGAUGCAAGUGAAGUACUUGAUACAUUGACAUGUAGUGUGGCUGUAACAAGGGGAGAAGUGGUCAAACGCAAUUACACAAAAUCACAGGCUGAAGAUGCGAGAGAUGCCUUAGCUAAGGCCAUAUAUGGUCGGCUGUUCAGCUGGAUUAUCAACAAAGUGAAUUCGCUCCUUGCACCUAAAGACCUGAGUGGUCAAACAGAGACAAAUGAGAUAGGAAUACUGGAUAUAUUUGGCUUUGAACAUUUUGAGAAGAACAGUUUUGAGCAGGCCUGUAUUAAUCUUGCUAACGAGCAGUUACAGUUCUUUUUCAAUAAGCACAUUUUUAUGCUUGAACAAGAGGAGUAUAAGAAAGAAGGAGUAGAUUGGAAAGAAAUCACAUUUGUAGACAAUCAGCCUCUAUUGGAUUUAUUCCUUGGGCGACCUAUUGGGCUGCUAGCUUUACUGGAUGAGGAAAGCCAGUUCCCUCAGGGAUCAGGCCACUCACUAGUGCAGAAAUUUAACAAAAACCUUGCUGGGAACAGAUAUUUCCUUACAGCGAAGAACUCACACAGCAAUAACUUCACCAUUUCCCAUUAUGCAGGAAAGGUUGUCUAUGACAGCAGUGGAUGGCUCGAGAAGAACAGAGACACUAUGCCCCCAGGGCUAAUGGAAAUGCUACAACGCAGUGAAAACAGUCUACUCAGUGUAAUAUUUAAAGGCAAGUUGACAAGGACUGGAACCCUUGCCCUACAAGGCCGCAGUCGUAAGUCUAUGAAGUCCAGGAGGUCAACUGGUCGAACUCGGCCUGAUGCUGCAAGACUGAACAAGGCCACCAAGGAACGGAAACUAACUGUUGGUGCUCAGUUCAAGAACUCACUUCAAGUGUUGAUGGAGCGGAUGACAACCUCCAACCCAGUGUUUGUCAGAUGUAUUAAACCCAACAACCAGAAAGCUCCCUCAUGCUUUGAUGGCCCUUACGUCACUGCUCAGCUGCUAUACACCGGGAUGCUCGAGACAAUUAACAUAAGGCGAGAGGGUUUUGCAGUCAGACCAACUUUUCAAGAAUUUGUAGACAAGUAUAAGAUUCUGUUAGUGGACAGCAAAGCUGCAGGAGACAGAGCCAACUGUGAGAGGAUCCUGAAGAAAACUGGACUCCAAGGCUGGCAUGUUGGUAAAACAAAGGUGUUCCUGAAGUACCACCAUCUGGAUGCAUUAGCAGACCAACUGCAGAGUGUAGCACAGGCAGUUUUACAUUUACAGAGAGGUGUUCGUGGUUUCCUAGCAAGGUGCAGAGUGAAAGCCAAGAAACAAGAAGCUUUGAAGCAGGCUGAACAACUGGCAAAGUUACUUGAACAAGUCAGUGUAGCAUCCAAGACAUAUCAUUCCACACAGCAAACCAUGAUUAGUACAGAUAAAACCAUUCCCAAUGAUUAUUUCCUUGAAAAACCUUCCCCGCCAUCUAUAAAAAGUAUGCCCCCAGCACCAGUUACCAUGACACCCGUAUCAGAAGCUACGUAUGAACUUGAACAGGCAUCCAAUGGAGAUGAUGGUGUCUCCAGUGGCUCAGACUCUGAUGUACUGGAGGAUGACUUCACCCCAAUACAAUCCUCAGGAAUGACCAAAUUUGGCCGUAUCGGCACCAAAUCUGCGUCAAUUAAAUGGUUCCAGCAGACUCAGUCUAUGAAACUACAGAAAUCGUCAGGUGGAUUCUUUGAAUGGUUCCAUGGUAUUAUAACACGCAGGGAAUCAGAGAGACUUUUAGAGAACAAAUCAUUGGGCUGCUUCUUAAUCAGAGUCAGUGAGAGUCGAUUUGGUUACUCACUUUCAUUCAGGGCUGAAGAUAGGUGUCGCCACUAUAUGAUAGACCAGACACCCAGUGGUAAAUACAUCAUCAUAGGGGAGGCUAAAGUGCACAAGUCACUAGCAGAUCUCGUGCAACAUCAUCAGCAAGUCCCCAUUUCUAACUGGAAGGGAACCCUUAAAGAACCAUGUGGACAGACAACGGGCCAGUGCGAUUAUGAUGAGUUAUUGAGUGAAUCUGCAUAUUUUGAGCUGGAACGGGGAGAUAGCGUGGCAUCGGGCGCAGUAGGAGGUAGACGGUCUACAGGUGGUUAUGAGCAAUUGCAGAGGGACGAGGAUGCUUCAUAUGAGCUGGUGCCUCCACCCUUACCACAGAGGAACUAUGAUUACGUCACUGAGAUUGGGAGCAAACCAAUAUCUAAGAGAGGGCCCCUACCCAAGCCACCCACUGAUGCCUAUCUGUCCCUCAUACAAAAUCAGGAGGAUCAAUCCACAUACACUUUAGAAGGACACAGGAAGUAAGAAACGAAUGUCACACAGUCCAAGAUCAAGAUUAAAAUAGUAAAACUGUAUAUAUCUGAGACACCAACACCACAGUGUAUUACAACAAGGUCCUGAGGAGAGGAAUGACAAAAUACAACAUGAAAACUACAAUAUUGCAAUAGCUAACAGAGAACAAAGUUUAUUUGAAGCAUGAGUGGAGUAAACGGACUUGACAAUCACCAUUAGAUCUUGUGGGAUGAUAACUUUUUACCCUAAACAAGGCAAUGGUAAUUUUGGAAAAAAAUUUCUGGCUUCAUAAAAUUGGUCUACAUAAGAGAAAGCUCAUAACAAAGGCUCAAAUUUUUUCUUUUAAUCUUCAGAAAAUAUGUUAGUUUCUGAAGAUGGCAUGCGGGACAUUUUUACAAGAAUUGUAAAUCUUUUAUUAAAGAAUAUGUUAUAUGAAGAUUCAGUAUAAUAAUAGUAUCUUCAAUUAAAGGUUUUAUAUUCAUGAGAUAUCUCAUACAGGUAAAUGUAUAUUGUUAUACGUGUGGUUUUAGUUUUAUAUUAUUGCUCAUUUAUAUAUUUACUUCAUUAUUACAAGAAGUUGAUUUUAGGGUUUGCAAUCCUAAGUUGCUCCAAGAUCAAAUUCCAAAAAGUUUUAACUUUUGUGUCAAAUAACUAGUCAGGUUAUAUAUUAAAAUUUUGAUUUUGUUCUGUCUUACUUUAAUAUUUUGACAGGUGGUGAAAAGAGAAACCCUAUAAAUUAUCUGCUACGAUAAUGCUUGGAUGAGAGUGUAACAAAUUUCAUAUUAUCGCCCAUUGGGUCCAGGCACAUUAAUGACCAUGUGGCAGUAUUGAUGUAAAGGAUUUUAUCAAGGUAUCUGCCAUAAGCUAAAUUAAUGGCCAUGUGACAGUUCUAACAAUUAACAUGUUUUUUAAAACAGAAAAAGCAUUUUGCCAUCCGAUU
Molecule: messenger RNA, 4246 nt
Organism: Owenia fusiformis
Lineage: Eukaryota; Metazoa; Annelida; Polychaeta; Sabellida; Oweniidae
Source: the annotation of a GenBank genome assembly